AUGUCGUCGCUUCUGUCAGUCAAGGGAUUGACACUGAGAAGGGGUGAUGGGUCAGGCUCGGCCAUCAUCAAUGAUCUAUCGCUCGACGUGAAGGAAGGGGAAGUCAUCGUUGUCCGGGGUGCCAGUGGUUCUGGCAAGACGACGCUACUGAAGUGUAUACCAUCCUACCGCACGCGAGUGCAGUACGUCCCCCAGCGCCCCUCGCUACUGCCCGGCACACCACUCGAGCUCGUCUCCCUCCUGCAAUCCUUCUCAGCCCGGAGGUCCACCUCGAAGGGCACGUUGGAAGAUGCUAUGCGGAUAGCAGGGGACUGGGGCGUGGAAAAGACGUUAUGGAUGCGGCCGUGGGCUACAUUGAGUGGGGGAGAGGGACAGAGAGUUGCGCUGGCUAUCGCAUUAGCAGCCGGCGGGGCGGAGGUGCUUCUCUUAGAUGAACCUACAUCUGCGCUGGAUGAGCCUACUACCAUCAAGGUGGAAAAGACGCUGCUGGCUAUGCUGAGAGUGAGUCUGAGCUCACAACGUAGCUAA
Messenger RNA from Dioszegia hungarica, 528 nucleotides. RefSeq names its product P-loop containing nucleoside triphosphate hydrolase protein. The transcript is spliced from 5 exons. The record is from RefSeq and is a predicted model, not a curated record. Gene Ontology annotation, molecular function: ATP binding; ATP hydrolysis activity. Bases 1 to 528 code for a protein of 175 amino acids. NCBI's taxonomy places the organism in Eukaryota, Fungi, Basidiomycota, Tremellomycetes, Tremellales, Bulleribasidiaceae.